Molecule: messenger RNA, 510 nt
Organism: Komagataella phaffii GS115
Lineage: Eukaryota; Fungi; Ascomycota; Pichiomycetes; Pichiales; Pichiaceae
Exons: 1
Coding region: 1-510 (169 amino acids)
Biological process (GO): mitochondrial electron transport, ubiquinol to cytochrome c
Source: RefSeq, a predicted model, not a curated record
AUGGCAUUUUUCCGUGAAUUGAUUGACAUUUUGGCUCCCGCCUACGCUACAGCCGAAGAUCCUGAUGUUGAGGACCAGGUGGACGACACUGCUAUAGACUCUGGCUCUGAACCUCAAGCCAAAAUAGCAGAAGAUAACAAAGCUGACAACGCAGCUAAGAGAGCUAAUGCCGGCCUUGAUGAACAGAAUGCAGAGGGAGGAGACGAAGAUGAGGAAAAAGAAGAAGAAGAAGAAGGAGAUGACGAAGAAGAAGACGAAGACGAAGAUGACGAAGACGAAGAGGAAGAAGAAGACCAAUUAGAAGUCCUGAAAAAACAAUGUCAAGAGACACCAAAGUGUAAGCCAUAUCUUCACCAUUUGCACGAAUGUAUCGAGAGAGUCACCAAAGAACAGGAGGAAGACGGCUACGAUGAGAAGGAUUACAAAGAAGAUUGUGUGGAGGAAUUCUUCCAUUUGGAGCACUGUAUCAACGACUGUGCUGCUCCUCAAUUAUUCUACAAGCUCAAAUAA